AUGCAUGUCUUUCACAGGUAUCACAAUCAAUGUGCCGUCGGCCACCUGCUCUUUGAGGCCUUCCGUGGCAGGCCUUCCGUGGGCACAACCCGUAACCAACGAAUCGUGCAUGUCUUCGGGUGUCCUCAACUCGGACACAUUGGACGCGACGUGGACGCUUGCUAUUCGACCGACGGGGCUUGGCAGCUUACCUUGAGGGAAUCCAGGGCGGACGAAUUUCCCUCCGAUGGGAACGGGGAGGCGGAAGCUCUCCCCAUCGAGGAAGCCGGCUCUGCAGCUUAUCCCGAAAGGUGCACCUUGAUGCAUACUGACCGUUCAGGAAACCCGUACGGCCGGACGGAUAUCUGGCGAAGAGGAAUUAAGGAUUUCCCAAUUAAGCUAUCCGAGCUAUGUGAAUGCAAGGAUGCGAUUGAGGACCUCAGCAUUGAGGCCUCCUUAAUACAACCCCGCGGAGACGGCUGGAUAUCCUAA
Ilyonectria robusta is the source of this 471-nucleotide messenger RNA. RefSeq lists its product as uncharacterized. The record is from RefSeq and is a predicted model, not a curated record. The transcript has a single exon. NCBI's taxonomy places the organism in Eukaryota, Fungi, Ascomycota, Sordariomycetes, Hypocreales, Nectriaceae. The coding region runs from base 1 to 471 and encodes 156 amino acids.